Mya arenaria is the source of this 3536-nucleotide messenger RNA. RefSeq names its product E3 ubiquitin-protein ligase MGRN1-like. Gene Ontology annotation, molecular function: ubiquitin protein ligase activity. The transcript has 15 exons. The record is from RefSeq and is a predicted model, not a curated record. Gene Ontology annotation, cellular component: cytoplasm. Gene Ontology annotation, biological process: protein ubiquitination. NCBI's taxonomy places the organism in Eukaryota, Metazoa, Mollusca, Bivalvia, Myida, Myidae. Bases 145 to 2043 code for a protein of 632 amino acids.
CUCCAUGGUGUGAGGGGAAUGGGAAACUUGUGUAGGUGAUGUAGCAUAUGGAGAUGAACUGAACUUCUCUGUGGUGGACAAUUUGGACAAGGCCAUAAGAGCAUCAGGAAAAUUGGGCGGAGUUGCUGGAGUAUUAGCAGCACAAUGGGCGCAUUUUCUAGUACACUUACUGGGCGGAAUGGGGGUGUUGAGAUCCCAGAUACAACCUCCAACAAUGCCUAUAGAUAUCCUCCAAAAGCAGGAAAUUACUUUGGAACUCAUUUUAUCAUGGGAGGAGAGCGCUUUGACAUGUCACAGCCUGAGUCUUACUUGUUUGGUGAAAAUUCUGAUCUAAACUUCCUUGGGAGCAAGCCUGUCCCAUUUCCCUACCCAGCUGGAGGCACCAGUGAGCCAACCAAAACCUUGAAAAGCCUCGUAAAUAUCAGAAAGGAUACCCUUCGACUUGUCAGAAUUCCCGAGGUUGAGAAGCUACAGCCAGAAGAUGACAAUGAAACUCUUAACAACAAGUACAACAUUGAGUUUGUGUUUGACUCUGAUGUGAAAUGUUCCAUUAAGGUGAUGCUCUUCUGCACAGAGGAGAUUGUGAAUGGACAGAUCAGUUAUUCCACACGAGAGCCAGCCCUGAGUUCAGAGACGUUUCAUUACAAGCGGGGAGCCAGUCAGGUGUUCCAACAGUCUGGCUACGUUCUUGAUCCUUCAACUUUCUCAGAAGAGGAGCUACAGUACAACCCAGAUGGGGAGGAAAUCCCCGUUGUAAUCCAGUGUAUUGCAGAGGAUGAUGAGAGUUCGUUGCAUGCCCACAUGACGUUUGCGAUGAUAGAGAAGAGUUCUCUGGAGGGCGGCUAUGUGAUCAAGCCGCUGAAACAGAAGCAGUUUAUACAUGGCCUGUGUUACCUCCUCCAGGAGAUAUAUGGCAUAGAGAACAAAAACAAUGACAAGGUCAAGGAUGAUGAUGGUGAGGAAGAUGAGCUGGAGGACAGCGGUGCCGAGUGUGUCAUCUGUAUGUCAGACAUGCGUGACACCCUCAUCCUUCCCUGCCGACACCUGUGCUUGUGUUCCACAUGCGCAGAAUCACUCCGCUACCAAGCCUCAAAUUGCCCGAUAUGCCGGUCCCCGUUUCGUGCCCUUCUCCAGAUACGGGCCAUGAGAAAGAAACAGGCUCCACUCCCACUUCAACAGGGUGGUGAGGGAGAGGAGGUGCCGGUGAACCAGGAGGGUGUGCCCGCAGGCUAUGAGGCUGUCUCACUCAUAGAGGCACUCAAUGGCCCUUGUGGCCUCCCACCGCCAAACACUAUGGAAGGUAUCCAUGUUCCCCCACCGAGAGUACUUGGUGACAUUGAAUCUCGACACAAACACAGGUCCAGUAAGAAGCGAAACACCACAGUGGAGACAGUGAAGGAGUUGAAAAUGAGUGAGGAUGACAAGAAAGCGUCUGCGGAGGAGAAGGAUGGUGAACGGACGGACACAUCCGUGAAGACAGAGUCCUCUGCCCCCCUCACAGACUCCCAGCAGACUCCAACACAGAAACAGAUAAACAGUUCAGCCAGGAUUCGUAAGCAGGAGAGUGAGGAGGGUACUGGGUUACCACGUUCACCUUCAUCUGACCAUGAAGUUCCUGUAGACUCCCUCCAUGUUGUCAAUGAACAUCUACAACAUGUUGAGCCUGUGCGUGAGGUGAAAAAGCUAGUGAGUGGCUACCCGACCAUAUCUUCAGAGAACCUGGCAGAUGACGAGCGGGAGGACACCUCCGAGGGGGAACCGGAACCUGACUAUGAGCAGGAGGAGUGCAGUCUUGAGGAUCGUCUUGACAGUAUUGCGAGUGGGGGUGACCUUACAGAGGACAUAUCAGAGUCUGCAUUUGUCCCGCCCCCAGACUACGCCUCCGUGAUGAACGAGGAGGACACAGACCCUGACACCGAUGAACUAAUGGCCGCCCCUGUCCCUCUCCGCCUGUCCAAGUCCCCUCCUUCCUCCUCAGACUCGGCCAGCAGCAGACACAGCUCUCAAAACCUCCUGGAACAUCAUGAACGUACUGACUUGUGAUCAGGAUGCGCACAAAACAUGGGAUCCUUGUUGAAGCCACUCCCCUGCAGGACGGUGUGGUGGCAUAGACAGGAUAAAGAUGAACAUGUCUGGAUAGUGUGCAUCACGGCAGUCUAUCAUUCAAGUUUCCAUUAAAAAGAUUGGGCUGUUAAGACCUUCUCAGCCAUUGUAGUUUCUAAUACAAUACAAUGUUGACUUGCCAAGUAUGUUUGGACAACAGAUUUUGUGUGCUUCAGUGUUAAGAUGAACAGUUCUUUAUGUAUCCUCAAAUAUUCCAAUAUGUUUGUAAUGUUAAAAUAUGGCCUGUACAUUCAUUGUAAACAUGGACAUAUUAAUACAUAUUUUAGAUCUUUUGUAAAAAAAAUAUGACUCCCAUUUUGAAUAUCUGUGACAGCCAACUGUCUUAUCUGAUAUCUCCUGUUUUAGACUUUUGAUAAAACCUGUUGUGUUGUCAUCACUUUAAUGCUGUUGAAGAUGCUGUCAUAGACUUGUUUGUAAAAGAUGUAAAGCACAAUCUGUAAUGCAGACCAUAACCAUAUCAUAUAAAAAAACAGUGGAAAAAUACAAAACAUGUACAUGUAGCUGAUAUCUAUUUGAAAGUGGACUUUCAUAUGUGUUUAACAAGUUCACAUAUGCUACUAUAACAUGAUAUAACUGUGACCGAAGACAUUCAUGUCAGAUAUUUUGCCCUUGGAACAUUAACAAAAGAAAACAUAUUUCAAGCAAAAACAGACGAGUAUUGGUAACUGGAAAAGGUCUUAGGACAAAAUAUCUACUGAAUUUCCAAUAUAGUAAUUCUUACACUUUUAAAAGGCUUUUUGUAGUGCACUUGUGAAGCUUUUUUUGUGUUGAUUUUAACAUAAAAUUCAUCAAAGAAAUUAAAUGCUCCAAGCCAUCUUACUGUUAUUCACAAGACAUUGGUAUUUGUUUUCCCUAUUAGAACAAUACAGUAUGUAUAUGUCUUAGAUCACAUUUAAUCCACAUGUGCAUAUCUUCAUUGUUGUACUUGCAUGUUUGGGAUGACAAUUAUGAGAUACAUUUUCAUCAUUGUAAUCGGAAACACUUUAAAUCUAAUAGUAUGCUACAAUUAACAUUGAAGUAAUACCACUUCUUCGGUGUUAUCAGAAAUGAUCAUUUUGCCAUAGUGUUGUCUUUUUCAUGUUGAACACUUUCUAACAUUGAAGCAUUAAUCAAUUUACUUCAUAAAUGAUAACUUAUCAUUGCACAUAACAAGUAUUGCUUUAUUAUUGUGUGGUUUCUUUAAAAGCGAAUGUGUGAUCGAGGGUGACAACGAUAACGAUUCUAUCUUGCUUAUCUAUUUAUUGUCAGUUUUUCGUUCACACCACGCGAUGUAUGAUCUAGGUAUGUUGUAUACAAUCUUGAUAUAUCCAUUCCUGUAUUUUGUGCAAUAUUAUGAGAAUCACACAUGGAGACAAAUAUGUUAGAAUACCAAAAUGUGCUCUAUAAUGAUAGAAAUAAAAUGUCAUAUCAUC